Asparagus officinalis (garden asparagus) is the source of this 429-nucleotide messenger RNA. RefSeq lists its product as uncharacterized. The record is from RefSeq and is a predicted model, not a curated record. The transcript has a single exon. NCBI's taxonomy places the organism in Eukaryota, Viridiplantae, Streptophyta, Magnoliopsida, Asparagales, Asparagaceae. Bases 1 to 429 code for a protein of 142 amino acids.
AUGGCAAGAAAGAGUUUUUAUGUUGUAAAAAGAGGUCGACGUUGUGGUAUUUUUGAUAAUUGGGAGGAAUGCUUUUCUCAAGUUGAUAGAUUCCCAAAUGCAUCCUAUAAAGGGUAUGCAACGUAUGAAGAGGCUUUGAGUGAAUGGGAGAAGCACUUAAGUGCGCGUGAUUCAUCAUCCAGCUCAAGGCAUGUGCAGCCACAUGUUUGUGUUCAGGAACAAAUGUUUCCAGAGGGGAAUAAUCUUCUUGAGGACAAGGGAUUUAACUGUAAAGGAGAUGAAAAGGAGAUGACAAGGGAUUUAACUGCAAGGGAAACUGCUAUUAAGUACAUCUUUGCUUUUUUAUUAGGUUCAGUGUUUACCAUUUUAAUAUUUCUAGUAUGUAUCGUUGCAAUAUUUGUUGGUUUAUCUAUUAAGGGAAACAUGUGA